Molecule: messenger RNA, 1151 nt
Organism: Saccostrea echinata
Lineage: Eukaryota; Metazoa; Mollusca; Bivalvia; Ostreida; Ostreidae
Exons: 9
Coding region: 89-949 (286 amino acids)
Source: RefSeq, a predicted model, not a curated record
UAUGAUAGGAAAUGUAAACAAGAGAAGCCGACAAUUUUUUUUAAAAAUAGUUUAUUUCACGAAAAAAUGAGAUGCAGAGCAUGUAAUAAUGAGCAAAGAUGUGGAAUUACAACACUUAAUUAAAGUGAAAGUGAUUACAGUUGAUGGAAAGGAAGUUCAGGUUACAGUGCCAGUUGUGGGAGAAAAUGAGAUGUCUGUGACUGACAUUCACACCAAAGUCUGUCUCUCUUUGGGUUUACAGAAGACGAGUUUGAUUUGGUUUUCCUUAUUUUGUGGAAAGAACGCACCUAUCAAAAGAUUAAAACCAGAGUCCCGCAUAUCGUCAACAACAACUGAACUUUGCCUCAGAAAAUGGUGCUUUAAUAAAGAGAUAGAAACUCAGCUGAUUAAAGAUGACCCAGUUGCAUGUCAUUUGGUGUACUUAGAAGCAAAAUCGGCAAUUUCUAGUGGAGAAAUGACAGUAAGCCAGGAACAGCUGGAAAAAUUAGAAGAGUAUGAAGAUCCCGGUUUUACAUUAAAAGAAAAAUAUGUCCUUCUUGCUCACACUUUGGAAGACUACUUUUCUGUUUUAAUUAGAGAUUGUAAGAUAACAGAUAACGAAAAGAACGGAAAUUCUCCUCAGGUCUUCAAUAAAGGUGCCAUUAGAGUUUCACUGGAUGGUAUAAGAAUACACAAAGAUAAAUGCCAAGCAGUGCUGGAAUGGAAACGUCUGAAAAAAUGGUUAAUCCAUAAUAAACUGUCCAGAAUUAUUCUACUAUAUUUAAAUCCAAAUGAAGAACUGGAAACUACUGUUAUAGAAACAUGUCAGUGUGAAUAUUUACUGGCAGCUAUCAAUCAGAUUGUUAGAGAAUUACAGGUGUCCAGUCCGAAUGAUUCCUUCUUUUACUCGUCUAUGAUCUCAACAAACGAGGAUGGAUCAAUAUCUUACGAAAAUGCCCUGUUCAAAUGAAUGAUACUCAAAAGAACAUAAGCAUCAUUUUCCUCAGGAAUGCAAUAAGAAAUAGAAUGCAAUGUAAUGUAGAAUGUAUUUAAUGUGAUAUACAUGUAAUAUCACAAAACAGCCAUAUAAAAUUUCAAAAUUCUAAAUAUUUUUAGUACAUGCUCUUUGAGAAUGUCGAAAACCUAUAGCCAAUUAAAUGUUUAUAAGCAUU